Molecule: messenger RNA, 36570 nt
Organism: Podarcis lilfordi (Lilford's wall lizard)
Lineage: Eukaryota; Metazoa; Chordata; Lepidosauria; Squamata; Lacertidae
Source: the annotation of a GenBank genome assembly
CCUCGCCGCGGGAGCGCGCGCGCGCUGCUUGGGAGCCUCUUCCUCCCGCUCGGGCCUCGUCCCGCCCCGCUCCGGGAAUGGGCCGGCCGAGGCGAGGCUUGGCCAAGAAGGCGCCGCCCCCCUCAGGCGGCGGCGGCGGCGGAGGAGGCGGCGCUUCCCCUUCUCCGCCUUCUCCCCCUCCGCCGUUACCUCAGGAAGGCAGGCGGCAGCAGCGGGGCCUGAGCGGAGCCGGCGAGCCCGAGCGCAGCAGCCCCAGCCGAGCCCACGCCGAGAAGGGACCGGCCGCCGCCGCCGCCGCCGCCCGCGGCCUCCAGCAGCCUCUGGGCAGGCAGCUCCCCGGCGGGGCCUCGAGCGCCAUGAAGCGGGGGGGCGGCGGCAGGAGGGCGGCCAAGAACGGCAGCCCCCGCCCGGAGGAGCAGCGCGAGCGCCUGGCCCGGGGGAUCCGCGAGUGCCAGGACUGGCUGCGCGGUGAGAGGCGGGAUCGGGGCCCGGCCCUUCCCAGCGGGCUUACUCGGGAGCAAGCCAGCCCACAACGGGGCUUCUCCCCCCGAGAAGUGAUGUGGCGGAGGCGGAAUUCGCUUCCGUGUGAACGCGAACCCUUCCUCGGAUUGAACGGGAGUUCUUCUUUGGGGUGGGGGGAGGGGUUCGCUUGCAAUAUUUGGUUUCCGCCCCCCCUUAAAAAAAAAAACUUUUAAAAAAAAAUUAAUGUUAUCCAAACGUGUAACAAAAUGCGGCUUUUUUUGGGGAAAUUUCUAUCUAUCCUCAGAAAUAAGGUUGGCAGAAAGGAAGUCAGCGAGUCGUCAGGAUAGUUAGAAAUAGAUGGAUGGACAGGCGAUCGUCAAACCCCCCUUUGACGAGAAGUCGCUUCACUUGCCCUUUUGGAUGUUUUCAAUUGUAUAUUGGUCUUUAUUGCAUUUUGCGUGCCUUGAGCCACUUUGUUGCAGGUUGAUGAAAGAGCGGGUUAUUUUUUUUUUUCAUAUAUAUAUCUAUAUAUAUUUCGCGGGUAGGGCUUGAAUGGGAAUGGAAAGGAUGCAACCCGCUGCUGAAUUCUUGGAAGGGGUGAAAAUGGGAAAGGGCUUAGAUACUGAUGGGACCGAGAAUUUAUGAGUAAGAAGGCAGAGGACAUCACCCUGACUUCAACUAGGGAUGCUGCUCUCUAAAUCACCCUUUCGCUAGGACGAUAAAUUGUUCCUUUAAAUCAAGACACCCAAUAAAACCUCUAUGGCUCUUUCAUUUCUUCAGUUUGCUUCUCUGAUACUUGGAAGGUUGGCAACCUAAUGAAAAUCCUUGUGAUCAAUUUCAGUGGUGUUGGGUUUACAUUUAUAAAGCUUAAGCAAAGGGUUGUGAGGGUUCUUUUUUUUGGGGGGGGGAUAAGUUAGGCUUUUGUUUUCCAUGUUCCUGUGAUUUUUAAAAGUGCUGAAAUCAUAAAGAGACGUACCUUUUUCUCUGUAGAUUAUGUUCUAUCAAGCUGUCUCCUAAAUUGUGAUGUAAGCAAAACAUGGUGGGGUUUGUCAGCUUUCCUUAACAGUGCAGAAUGUGAUUUUUAUCUCCUUAGGCAACAUAGUAUAUUUUGCUGGAUUACUACAGUAUUGUUUAAGGACUGUGCAUACUUGUCCUUUCCUCAGGAAACAUGCUAUAUAAUACAGUGCAUAAGACUGCAAUCCCAUGUGUUUUCUUAAGAGUAUACCCCACUAACCUCACUGGGACUUGCUUAGGAGGAAACAUGCAUAGGAUUGGUCUUCACAUGCAAUAAGCUAUUACCUAAAGAACUUUUAAGGCUUUUAAUUUAACCAAUAGUAUGAAUUUAAAGUAAUGAUCUGCAUUUGUUUGAAUUGGGAACUUAGAUCUGCAUUUAGUCCAAGUAUUAAUAAUCAUGCAGAAACUAAAUAAAAUGUUAUUCAGGUUCGUUUGGACUAUACCUGCUCUAACUCAGUAUUGAUACUUGCUAUUGUUGGUGGUAGUGGUGUAAAGUCCUGGAUUCAAAUAAAAGCAAAAAAUGCAAAAAGUGCACAUAAAAGAACUUUGUAAAAGUCAUCUCUUUUUGCCCAGAGCAAAUUUGUGAACUUCUGUAAGUUGAAAUACAACUUUUAAAGAAAUAACUUUGUGCAAUUAGAAAGUCUAAUGAAAUUAUUUUGUUUUUUAACACAGCUUAUCUGAAUGAAACAGGAAUCUUCAUCGCAAGAGCAGAUAGCAAGAUAUGGAUUACCCUUAUAAUGGGUAGGAAGAAAUAUAUGUUUAAAAUUGUAGUUUUUUAACAAUGCAGUCCUCCAUUUCUACUCAGAGGUAACUCUUACUGAGUUCAGUUGGAGUUACUUCUAGGUAAGUGUAUACAGGAUUGCAAGCUAAGUCUCAGCUGUUGAUAUGCUUUUGAUUCUAAUAAGGGCAGAGGGUUGUAUCCAGUUGUGUGCCUCUGGUGUUGGCAGGCCCUUUGAUCCAGUAGAGGUUGCUGUGAGCUAGUGUAGAGAAAAUGAUUUUUUUCUGCAGUCACCUAGCAUGCUUUUCUAAAGGGUCCCCAACCCUCUGGAGUAGAUCUUGGGAGAGUACAGGAGGCAGCAUAAGGAAGUGAGGGUCACUGAAAAUUGCACACAAACCUACCUUUUGAUAAUGGAAACUUCACUGGAUUGAGGAGGGUUCUGGCAGCGGAGGGACACAAUUAGAUAGAGGCCAAUGUUACUAGAUUACUUCAGUGCAUUAAGUAUGAUAUUGUCACUGUUUGAGUACUGUAGAUGAAACUUAAGUUCAUUUAACUUCAUUCUUAGAGUUGACCUCACAUUUUCAGACAUCUAGUGACCAAAUACGUGAGGUUUUCACAAUUCCAAUGACAAGGGCCCUAAUUUUAAAGUAAGAUGCCAUAGACUUCAUGUACUGGUGAUUCAAUCUACUGUUUUCUGAUUUGUUCAUACUACGUAGCAGAGGUUACACUGAUAGUUUAAGUGUGCAUGUCUUUGUGCUUCUAGUGUAAUGAAAUUGCUCUCUGGACAUAGUAUCAUGAUUCUACCUUCUGGGGAACCAGUAUUCAAAUAGUUUGACUUCAGUCUUUGUUGGUCCGGGUCAUGCUCUCAUUUGUACAGUUAUAUAUCUAAAAUAGGGACGCGGGUGGCGCUGUGGGUAAAACCUCAGCGCCUAGGACUUGCCGAUCGCAUGGUCGGCGGUUCGAAUCCCCGCGGUGGGGUGCGCUCCCGUCGUUCGGUCCCAGCGCCUGCCAACCUAGCAGUUCGAAAGCACCCCCGGGUGCAAGUAGAUAAAUAGGUACCGCUUAAUAGCGGGAAGGUAAACGGCGUUUCCGUGUGCUGCGCUGGCUCGCCAGAUGCAGCUUGUCACGCUGGCCACGUGAUCCGGAAGUGUCUGCGGACAGCGCUGUCUCCCGGCCUCUAGAGUGAGAUGAGCGCACAACCCUAGAGUCUGUCAAGACUGGCCCGUACGGGCAGGGGUACCUUUACCUUUAUAUAUAAAAUACAUUUAAAAUAAGAAAGAGUAAUAUUCUGGGUCCCUAUUGCUGUCCCUGAGAACUAGGUGUAACUUUUUAAAGAUUUUUAAAACAGGAGGUUGAAGUAACUUACCUUUUUGUGAUUUGUUUUAAACAGCUGCCGUUGCUGGAAUUCUUCACUGGUAAGUUUAUCUCUGUUACAAGGUCUCAGCAGGCAUGUGUGUCUCAUCAAGGUCCACCUAAAAUUGUGAUCUUGUUAUAUUAUUAAUGCCUUAGGCAAUAGUUCCUAUAUUUGAGUUUUCUUGUCUCUCUCCUUUUAUAUGGACAAACAAUCAGAGCUUCAGUCUCUCAUUCUUUUUUACCCAACCUUUUUAGUUUACCCACACAUCUUCAUGCAUGCACCUUUCCCUGCUAUAUUUUUCUCUUUGGGGGAUGGUUUAUUUCCCAGGUCCAGGAAGCUAGACCCUUUCCUGAUGAACUGCCAUGGGCUAUAUCCAGAGUUUGAAAUUCGCCAGGCGCAUUUGGCACCUGGCUAUUAGCCACUUGUGGGCUGAUAUCUGGGCACCAGGAUGGCACCUGAUGUCUCCAUCAUCUGGAGGUGCAUGCCUGGGGAUCCUUGGAUCUUGUUUGCCUUCACACACUAGCAAUUCACACACUGUAGAAUUCAAUCUGUGAUAUUUUAUCUGCACAAUCAGAAUAAAUUUCAGGAACUAAAAAGUUGUAUUGUAAAAUACGACUUUUGAGCCAUCUGGCCCUGUUUUGACAACUGUCAUCCUGGUUUAAGGAACCAUGUGGUUCUGCUUAGGGAAGUCUGCUUCUCUGCAUCCUGCAUAGAAACAGAGUGGGCUGGGGGAUGACAGCUGUAUUGCCCUGUUCCUCAUCUGCUAUUCUCUCUGUGUAGGCUAACAAAAAAAAGUACACCAUUUAUUUUUGUGAUCUCAUUUACAAGGCUGUUGUAAUUUAAUACUAGUUCCUUUAAGCUGCAGAUUUAUUUCUGAGUUUUGUUGUUUUUUGUUUCUUUAGGUGCCAUAUAACAGCUCUCUUUGAAAAUGACCGCCACUUUUCUCAUCUUUCAACCCUGGAAAGGGAAAUGGCUUUUCGAACUGAAAUGGUUAGAGCUUCUGUACUUUAAGUGACACUGCUAUUUUUAAAGCUGUUACCCAAAAUGUGUUUUUCAGCCAGCCAUGGAUACUUACCAGUUCUGUAAUAGUGGUUUAAAAUAGUAUACAUUCUUGCCUGUGAUUUAUUUUUAAAAAAUGAAACAGCCAUGAAAGUGGAUUUCUGAAUCAAAUGGGUAUUGCAAAUAUUGGUAUGAUAAGCUAUUAAUAAAAUAAGAUUUUAAUUUUUGUUCUUUCAUUCUCUCAAAUUACCUAGAAUGAUUAUAUUUAUAUUUAGUCGUGUUUAUUCAACAUUUCUGCUCUUCUACUUUUUGAAAGCAAACACUGCUUACAAAUUAUUUUUGGCUGAGUUUGGACAUCACACUAAACUGUGGCAGCAAUGAGUGUAGCCUCCCUUUAGGUUCGUUCACUCCCCACUCCCACCCUGUUCUCUAGCAUGUCUGAGAAGAUUGGAAGCUUCCGCUUCUGUGUUUUUAACUGCAGCUUUUCACUUCACUGUCCCAACAAACUUUAGUAAAUUCUAUCUAUGUUUUUUUUUAAAAUAAGCCAACUUUAAUUGCAGUUUUUAGCUACAAAUAUUGAAAUAAACCAACUUCAAACUGCAUUUUUUGAAGCUGCUGUGUUUCAGUGAACCUUGUUUGUUUGUUUGUUUUUUUGUUUGUUUGUUUGUCACUAACUGCAAAAAUAGUCUUAAAGCAUCUUACAAGUUUUUAAGAAAACAUACAGUACGAAUCACUGUUGUAUUAACAAGCAGUGCCCAUCCUUCAAGAAUAGAAGAAGGGCACAUCCUAGGUGUGGUUUUAAAAAGGUUAAGUAGAUUCAUUAGUACUUAAAUUAAUAGCUGUAAUUUAUUGACUUCUGUUGCUGUAAGAGAAGAAUACAAUGUGAAGGUUCCUGCUAAUUAAUUUCAUCUUAAUAUAUAUAUAUUCUCUUUAGGGUCUUUAUUAUUCUUAUUUCAAGACCAUCACUGAGGCACCAUCCUUUCUGAAUGGAGUCUGGACGAUUAUGAAUGACAAGCUAACUGAGUAUCCUCUUGUAAUCAACACAUUGAAACGAUUUAAUGUCUAUCCAGAGGUAAGGCACUUCUUACAUUUUGGCUUUAAUUCCAUUAUGUGGUUGUAUGCAUAAAUCCUGGAGCUCACAUUUUGAUGUCAAGGCGUAGGUAAAACUCUACAAAACUCCUUGCCAGUUGUAGGAGGGAGAUAAAUACACUGUGGUUAUUUUAGUGCCAGAUGCGUAUCCAGUGCAACAGCUGGUUCAACCCUUAACAUAAAACCUGGAGAAGGCUGUAUGAGUAUGCUUUGUGGUACAAGAUUAUUGGCUCUGUAGUUUGAGCUUUCAUCUCAUAAACAAUGUUGUAAGAGGUCAAAUGUAGUAUCUUGGAAGAAAAAACAUCUUAAACUAGACAGAUAUUUCUGAAUAGCAACAGAUAAGCUUUUAAUCAUCAGGAUAAUCUGAGUCAAAAAAUUCUUUUGAAAUUCUAAAUCCUAUUUUCUGCACAGGUUGUUGUAGGCUUUUGGUACCGAUUAUACACAGAAACGAUGAAUGUGAUGGGUAUUCCGACAAAGAAAUGUUGGACAGUGAAUAGAGGAGAAGACCUCAGUCCUGUUGAGAGCUGUGAAGGCAAGUGUUGCUUGGUCUUUGUUCAUUAUUGGAUGUUUUGCAUGAUGGCAUAUGAAACACCAGGGGAAGGUUUACAAAGCCUCCUUUGUGUAGGCAAAGAAAAACUGAGGUGUUUGCUACAUCUGUGGACUGAUGAAAGAUUUUAGCUUGCAAUAAAUAAUUUGCUAAAUUACAAAAAUAAAUUGCAGUAAACAAUUUACUAUAUUACAAAGAAUCUUCAAGUGGCUUUUUAAAGAUACUGAAGGGCAUGUGUGCUUUUUCAGGUUUUGUAAACUUGUUAGAUGAAAACGCCAUCUUUAGUUUUUCUGUCAGUUUGGAAACCUUCAACCUUAACCACACAUUGUGUCUUAGAUGUUCUCUAUUUCACCAAGAAACAGGGAGUAUGUGGGCAAAUUCACCCCGGUCAUCAGUAUGACUGAUGAAGCAUAAACAUUCAUCUCAAAAUAAUAAGGAUGGCACCAGUAUCUCAGCAACAGACUGAAAGUUAGGAUAGCUAGGAGGGUAGGAGAAAGAUUAGUAGCUGGUUGCUAUAUUUCUGUAAAUUCAUGGACCUUUCUCCUGCUCCUUACUCAGUCUUAACUGCUGUUAAGAUGGCAGGAAGUACUGCAUUUGCGGUGAUUGGAUACUUCCAAUUAGCAGCCACAACACUCGUACAUUUGAUUCCUUGCAAUAAUGCUUCUGGAUCUCAAUCUGUUUUCUUUUUAUAUCAGGCUGGAAAUUUGCAAUCUCCUAGAUGGAAAUAACAAAAUGUACAGUCUUAUGGAUUUGUUUUCACAAAUUAGGUGUGCAUCAUGCCUAACUGUUACACAGUUGCAUCCUUUUUGUUGGCCUUGUAUUGUUUUACAACUGCAGUCAUAAAAAGUUAUAGAUACAUGCAUAUUGACAAAUAUCUCUUGCAACUAAUGACAGUGGAGAAAAUUGUCUCAGUUCCUGGGCUUAAUUUAUGACAGCAGACAUUUUUUGUUUCAACUUUUAAAUGCCUGCUGACUUUUCUUUUCUGCCAGGUCUGUGCAGGCAAUUAGGAAUAUAUCUUUCCACAACAGUUAAUUGAUGUCUGAUUUUAACUUUGUGCAUAGUUUUUAUUUUAUGGUUUUAUGUCUAGUUGUAAACUGCUUUUAUUCUUUCAAAUGAAUUAGUCAUAUAUAAACAUUUUUAUAAAUACAUAAAUAUUCUUUAUCAGCAUGUUGAGUUGAAGACCAAAAAUAGACAAAAACAGGGGAAAAUUAAAGUCAGUUCAUAAUUUAUUCUUAUUAGCUGAUGUGAGAGUGAAUUAUCUAAAUAUUUUUUGCUCUUUGCUCCUCUAUUCUUCCAUACUGCAGAAGAUGUUCAUACUAGAGCUUCUGAUGUUCCAGCUGAGGUGGUCCCUCCUUCCCCCAACUGCCAUCACAAAGAUCUUCUUUUUCUGAGGGGAGAACAGAUUUGGCUUUCUGAAAUGCUUUUUUCCUUGUAGCUUGUCUUUGCUGUUGCAUUAUAUAGUUUUAAUAAUACUUGUUUGUUCUGUAGGGUUGGGAGAUCCUGCUUCUUUUUAUGUGGCUAUGAUAUUUCUUCUGAAUGGAUUAAUGGUGUCAAUAUUCUUCCUAUAUGGCACAUACCUAAGGUAAGGUGCACAAGAAGAAAAGCUGAUACAUUGAAAGUUACUAUCACUUUUUGUAUUUUUAAAUAUACAGCACACUGCAUUUUAUGUGGAGUCCUGCACACUAAGAGCCAAAUGAUGUAAUUGAGCUUUAAGAUGUUUGUUCUAAUCUUAUCUCCCCCUUUCUUUUAAAUCUCCCUUUUUAUGAGACUGAAACAAAAAAUUUACUUUCUUGAAAUCUGGACUAAAUCUUUGUAGCUUGCUGUUUGAAAAAUAUACCAAAGGAAAUGUGGCAGGAUAAUAGAACAAGAACAGAUUUUGUAGUGUUAGGGAAUAUUUAUUCUGCCUCUAAAUGUAGUUCAGUCUGUAUUGCAUUCUUAAUUUAGGCUGUUUGACCCUGCCCUGCAAACCUAAUUAUAUCUGAACUCAAGUUAACAUACAUAUACUGCUGGAUGUGGUCCAAAGUUGUGUUAAUGUGAAGGCACAAGGUUACUGGAGUACCAUUCGGCACCUUAAGUAUAGUUCUGAAGUAUUGAUUUUGAAUAGCUUCAAUCCUUUGUAGGAAGUGUGCCAGUUUAUUAACAUUGGCAAAACUCCAAAAGCUGGUCACAAGAUAUAAAUGUGCUUAUUUAUGUUACAUUGAAAAGCUAUGUCAGAAGCAACACUUAUACAUGCCAAGGGUAUGCUUGGGAUCACAAUGGUGAUACAAUCUUAGAAUGUAGCCUUCAGAGACUGUUGCUUCUGAAUCGUGAGUCAGGAUGCUGUCAUGUCACCAAAAGUUGAGUUCUUUCCUUUCCUUUUUACUUUGUAAAUUUGGACUUUUACUAACAGAAUAUCAGUUCUUGGUUGAAUUUAAGGGAAGCUAGUACUGUACUUAAUUUUUCAGCUAAACAUUUAUGCUAGGAUUCCAAAGGCACUGCUCUAUUUCACUGGAAUUCAGAGUUGGAUAUCACAGUAACUACGGGUUCAUUUCUCUUUGUUCUUUGAUUUCUAGGCAUGGGUCUAAGAGAUUUUUCUUUUGUCCCACCACUUUCCUCGGGAAAACCCGUUGUUUAUUGCUGAAUUAGAACAAAUGUCAAUUGGCAUGUAACAGAAGUGAACAUCUUCCCAGAGUAGGGGUGCAUAAAAAGUAGCAACUUCCAUUUCCUGGGUAUAUGUCUAAAGCUACAUUUAGCUUCUAACAGUUUGCAGUUUAAACAAUUCCAUUUGCUUGUAUUUGUGUAAUUGAUUGCAAUUGACUAGAUGCUUCAGGCAUAUGUGAAAGCUUGAGUAGCUGCAGUGGUUAAAUAGUUUCAAAACAUGAAUAAUCGCUGAUAGAAUUUAUAAAGUGUAGCUUAAAUUUCAGAAUUUCAAUUGAAUAGCAGCUUUUCUCAUAAAAGUCAUUUGCAGUGGAAACCAGUGGCCAUGGAGAAUAACAGUAGCAGAUGUGGGUCAGGAACCAAAGUGAUUUUUUUGCAUGCAUGUGCGGGCUUUUCAUUUCCACCAAUUCUGGCAGCAGGCCCCAAUAUUCUUCCUACCAUGAAACAUGAAAAGCUGCUGCCAGAAGGAAAAAGCUCUAUGGGUCGCAGUGCAUUUCUAUGCAAUAAUCUGUAGCAGUGUAUUAUGUUGAUGGUUUCAUUUGUGUGCUUUUUUACACUUUAUUGGUCACUUGUUUAAAAAUGUGAGCAGCUUUAAGGUUUUUUGUUUGUUUUGCUGAGAGAAUGGAAAGUCUGUGAAAUCAGGAGUAAAUUGUGCCCUCUGUGGAUCUUUGUGUGCUUUGUUGACACUGGUAACAGAAUAGUUUACAGAGAUGAGCUGCUCCAUAUUUCCUCUUUAGUAUAUGCAAAAUAAAGCCAAAAUGGAGAAGGGGAAGUUUCACACUAAAGCUUUUGUGGGCUGUUACGGAAACUCCCCUUCUGGCAAUUUUUGGUGUGUACUUGUGCAAAUAAGGACAGAAGUAUUUGCUGCUGCAGAGAGGCCUGGAAUCAUUGCCCUUGCUUGAGUUUUUCAUUAUUUACUCAUCAUUGCAAAAUGAUCCAAGUGUGUUGCGUCAUCAUUCUGUCCAUAAACUAUGUGACAUCCAGUUGGCUGGGAUCACAUAUAAAAUAUUUCAAAAACAAACAAACAAAAAACACCUCAGAUAACAUAUGCACUGUAAUUCAAAAUUAUUAGCAGUUUUAAUACUGAGACACGUAUUUUAGAACUACUUUUAAAUCAUGGUUUCAUUAAUCCCCUAGAUGGCAGUGUUUGAGAAGCAAUUAGAUGGAUAUUUUAGAAAUUAUUUUUGAAGCUAUUGUAGUUUCAAAUUACCAGUCAACUUUCUCUGCAUUGCACUUACCAUGUCCUAAUCUUUUCUAGUCUUUUUUUUUAAAAAAAGAAAAAGCUCAAAAGAGCUGUCUUAGUACGAGUGUAACUACAACUAUUAGCAUCCUUUUAAGGAGAAUAGAUGAAUGUUUAACAGCUACAUAAUGGUUAAGUUGUAGUCAAAUUCUUAAUGUUUUUAUUUCCUUUCUGCAUCUUGUAGAAUGGAAUGCUUGAUUUAAAACAGUCUCAAAGCCACAAAGCAGAAUCCAUAUUAACAUAAUAGGCAGUAUUAAUUCUCAUCCUCUCUAGCUCUGUAUGAGACAGUUGCUCCUGGUUCAGAUGUAAAUAUCAAGACCAAGUUUGUGAAACAGCUACUGUAGCCUGAAAGGUUACAGUCCUUACUUUCUAAACCUGGGGAAGGAACUACACAAACCUCAGGAUCAUUCCUGAUCUUUCACAUCUAGAGUUUGAGCACUCUUGCUAAGAAGUAAUUCUUUUUGCUUAUCUGACAUUUGGGUGUAAACUUCUGCUAAAUUCAUACAGUAAACAGUAUUUUAAUUUUGUAGUGAAAGAUGUUGAGUUGCUCCUUCUAAAGACUCCAAAAAUUGUUACUUUCCUUUUCUUUCCCCUGUACUACAGUGGCAAUAGGUUUGGAGGACUACUUACAGUGGCAUGCUACUUUUUCAACCAUGGGGAGGUAGGUUACUCAGAAUUUAAAAUAUUUUGUUUAAUACAAGGUCAGAUCAUUUGAUAAUGUUCAUAUCUCUUAAAGUAAAUGUUUCGGUUUAAAACACAAAAGAAGUUGGAAGGUUGAAAUGGUCAAUAUUCUUUUAUUUACACUGCUGCUUGCAAAUGAAAUGGGACGCGGGUGGCGCUGUGGUCUAAACCACAGAGCCUAGGGCUUGCCGAUCAGAAGGUCGGUGGUUCAAAUCCCUGCGAUGGGGUGACCUCCCGUUGUUCGGUCCCUGCUCCUACCAACCUAGCAGUUCGAAAGCACGUCAAAGUGCAAGUAGAUAAAUAGGUACCACUCCGGCGGAAAGGUAAACAGCGUUGCUGUGCACUGCUCUGGUUUCACCAGAAGCAGCUUAGUCAUGCUGGCCACAUGACCCGGAAGCUGUACGCCGGCUCCCUCGGCCAGUAAAGCGAGAUGAGCGCCGCAACCCCAGAGUCGGCCGCGACUGGACUUAACGGUCAGGGGUCCCUUUACCUUUACUUUUGCAAAUGAAAAACUCCUGUAAUGUGCAUCAUGAUGCUUUGCAUGUUUACUUGACAGUUCAGUAGAACUGGCAGAGCUUACUCACGAGCAAAUGUGUCUAGAAUCUGUGACUAUAUUUGAUUCAUUGUGUAGGAUAGAUUGGGUACUGAUGUAACUAUGUGAUGAAAAUAUCAUAAAUCUUAAUUGCUGCAUUCAUAUGUCACACUAAACCAUGGUUUAGAACAAUGCAGGAAGCCUUGGAUUUGUGUGCUCGCCUUCCGUUCCUUUUCCUCCUUCAUGGUGUAAGCUACCAGUUCAGAAACCUUUCCUUCUGCCAGCUUGAUAGCCUGCCACUGACAUUCUUGAAAUUAACUACAUUCGCUGUUAACACACUGUGUCACUCCAGAAGCUAGGCAUGCCCUGGAUUCCACCCCACAUUGUGGGUGCCUGGAGUGUGCAUGUGAUGUCACACGCUGGGAGAAACCCCAACACGCCCCCCAAAAGGCCCACUGCUGCAAUGGGAGGGCCCAACAGAGCCUGUCGGAGCCAUAGCAGGCCAUGCUAGGCCUUUCGGAAGGUACACCAGGGCUCCUCCCAGCAGCCCUGCAACAGGCUGUGUUGGGCUGGCUGCGGAAUAUUGAGGAGCCCCGACCCGCUAAUUGAAAAAUUUGUGGAUGCCUAGGCACCCAGAGACCUGCAGAGACUGCACCCCUGCCAGAAGCUUUUGAACUCCUGCCACUUUGUGGGAAAAGGGGAGGUGGAUGUGAGCCUAAGGCUCUUAAUAUUUUGUUGGAAGCUGCCCAGAGUGGCUGGGGAAACCCAGCCGUAUGGGUGGGGUAUAAACAAAUUAUUAUUAUUAUUAUUAUUAUUAUUAUUAUUAUUAUUAUUACUAUUAUUAUUGCUGUACCUGGUUCUUGCUUAUGAACUUUGCACUGAGCUCUGGUUUAGCAUAACACGCAAAUGUGGCCAAUAUGUUUCGUAAAGGUAAAGGGACCCCUGACCAUUAGGUCCAGUUGUGACCGACUCUGGGGUUGCGGUGCUCAUCUCGCUUUAUUGGCUGAGGGAGCCAGCGUACAGCUUCCGGGUCAUGUGGCCAGCAUGACUAAGGCGCUUCUGGAGAACCAGAGCAGCACACAGAAAUGCUGUUUACCUUUCCCGUCGGAGCGGUACCUAUUUAUCUACUUGCACUUUGACGUGCUUUCGAACUGCUAGGUUGGCAGGAGCAGGGACUGAGCAACGGGAGCUCACCCUGUCACGGGCAUUCGAACUGCCAACCUUCUGAUAGGCAAGUCCUAGGCUCUGUGGUUUAACCCACAGCACCACCUGCGUCCCAAUAUGUUGCUUACUGGAGAGUUAAACCACAGCUGCUAAUUUAUUUUUAUCUGUUUAUCUGUAAUAAACAGAUGAGAAAGGGUGGUUUUUCUGUACAUUUGUUCUUAAUUAUGGAAAUGUGGAGAUAACUGUUAAAGCAUAGGUCUGGUUUACACAUAAUACUAAGCCACUACUUAAAAUAGCAGGAAGGAGCCCAAGCAAAGAUUGUGUUGCUUCCAGCCUUCGUAUCUGUUUGAUGAAUGAUAGCACUUGAACUAAGUUGUUAUUAAAAUACUCUAUAAUCCACCUUUCAUUUCCAGAAGAAAAACCAAGGUAAAACAAGUAAAAGCUAACAGCAAGUAUAAAAGAGAUUAUAAAAAUAUAACUACCCAUAAUUAAAACACAUAGUAAAACUGUUUCAUCAAAACAUUAAAAUAUCUAUAAUUAAAAGGUGACAUAAGCAAGCCCAUUAGAGCAGCAUAAUAGUUAAACUUUUUUGCACAAUAUAUUUAUUAAGGAAAUAAAUAAAGCUUUGUCGUUAAAGAGCUAAUUGUUCCAGAAGAUAUUUCCUCCCCCCUUCUCUUCAAGUAUUAAUCUUUCCAGGAACAUUAGAAAUUAUUUUACUAGAAUUUCCCCCAUGACACCUAUGUUAUUGGACAAAGAAAAGAGCCGUAACCUCUUGAAGCAAUGUUACAUGUUAACUAUAUGCAUGUAGCCACUUUAAAAUCUAAUAUAAAAUAAUAAUUCCUAUGACUGGUCCUACUUUUUUGUUUUGUUUCCAGAUAUUUCAAUCUUGUAUCUUUCACAUCCGAUUCUUUUAAUAUUUAGCUGUAUAUGAAUUGUAUUACUUAACUGGUUUGACUAGGAGUUUUACAAAGCCAACAUGGCAGUGAUUGAGUGAAAUAUGGAGAGUAAUAUCCAAGUAGGCCAUACUCAAGAGUAGACCAGUUGAAAUCAAUUGGUCUAUUAUAUGACUAAUGGGUUGUAUUCAACAAGUGUUUUACUCAUGAGUAGACCCACAAAAAUUAAUUUAUUGAAUUUAUAUCCAUCUCUUCUCCAAGAGCCCUCAGUUAGUGACACUAAAUUAGUCAUAUUAGUUACUUUUAAUAGGCUUACUCUGAGUAGGACUUGCACUGAAUGCCACCUAAUGUUUUUAUACCACCUGGAACUAAAAAUGCCAGAAAGAAGAUGAGCUGCAUCAUUUAAAAUGUAAAAUAAUGAACGUGUAAGAGAUUUUUGCCAUUUAUUUUGCUUUUACUGCUUUGCACCACUGCAUUUCUCGGUUGAAGUUACCAGAGUAGAUGAUAAAAUUUUGUUAAAACAAAAUCAGUUGUUUUUCAGCAGCAUUGCAAAAUUUUGUUACCUUUUUAUUCUUCAAGCAUACAUUGUUUUGCUCUUAUAGUCUUUACUGCAACACUCUUUUAGGUAUUAAUUGCUAGUGGAAGUGUCCACAAUUUCAGUUUUGCUAUAUGUAAGCUUCAGUUGCAAACACAUUGCUUUGAAGUGGAAAACAAAUAUUGGAACACACAGUGAAUUCACCUAGUUUUUACUUCCAGAGUACUCGUGUGAUGUGGACUCCCCCUCUUCGUGAAAGCUUUUCAUAUCCGUUCCUUGUGGUUCAGAUGCUAUUACUAACCUACAUUCUCAGGUAGUUUCCAUUUUUCUCCUUUCUACUUAAAUAUGAAGAGUUAAAACAAAAUCCCAAACAAGGUAUUGAUUUAUAUACUUGUAUCUUGUGGAGAGCAUGAUAUUCCUAUUACGUUUGGAAUGUUCAUUAUUGAAAGUUUUCAGCACCCCUUUCUUAAAACUGGACCAGUGAAUGGCAGUGGUACAAAAGCAGGGAGCUGAAAAUACACUGAGGAAAUGCUCAUCCUCACUACAACUGUUUUUAGCUGUGUCUUUGCCUUGAAGUGAUAUUGCAGCCCCAAAAAUGUGGUUGCUGCAAGUGAAUACCCAUCUCACCAUGGUGGUUCUUUUUCAUAGUUGCUUUCCUUAUACAAAUCAGUGUUGUUAGUACUGCUCACUGGCUUGAUUAGAGAAAGGUUUGUAGUCAUGGAAACCUGAUAGUGGUGGGGAAUACAAUUGCCUCCCAGUCUGCUAUCACUCUUGGGGCUUAUGGUUUGAUGGCAGUUUCCCCUCAGUCAGAGGUUUUUAUAAUUGUGGGUUCUUUCUCCAUAUGUGGCAAUGUAGCAAAGGCAUUUUUCUCUUGCUACAUAUCCAUAGACAUCAACAGGUACUAUCUGACAUGGCUGAAUACCAGGUUGAUGUGUACACAGGAUCUUCCUGAAACUGCUAUCUUCUCUCCUCUUUCAAUUUAGGGAUGAAUAGUGGGUUCAGGGUGAUCCUGGCUACACCUAAAUCCAGUAAGUGGCUUGGUCAGAAGUUGCUUCCUGCCUCUCGUAAAAGGGGUAGCUGGUUGAGGUUGUAUGUGAGCUUGAGACAUAUUGCCUGACAUUAGAUGAAAAUGUUACUGAGGAUUUUCCUCCCCACUUUCUGUGUUGAUGCAAUAGUUUUACAAUGGUGAUUAGAACUAUCGCACGUACAUACAUUUUGAUUUGCAUAUCCUUUGUGUGUGUAAAUUUCUACUUUACAGUUCAUUAUGAGUGUGAGAAUCCAUAUCAUUGAGGCUUAUUCAAAGUUUUUAAACUUAUAUCUUUUUAGCUGACUACUGUAAGUGAAAAUACAAAGCAAUUUGAAAUAGUUCAUUCUCUAUUGAUCUUCACGUUAAUGAACAAUCCUAAUACUGAACUUACUACUCUUUUAUUUUUUUCCCAAGGACUCAGAAUGUUAAUAGAAGAAGCCUGAUUGCACUAUCUGUUUCUAAUGUUUUUUUCAUGCUUCCGUGGCAGUUUGCUCAGUUUGUUCUUCUAACACAGGUAAGAUAAUUUCAGUAAAAGUGAUCCGAAUUAUAAUUAUCCAUUUCUAUUUUAUAGUGCAGUUCAAAUAACAGUUCAACAAGGUGUGUAGCAAUAGAGUUCACACACAUGUUUCUGGGAGGUGCAGGCUCAGUUGAGGACCAGGACUGCUGCUGCUGUACUUCUUCACUAGCUCCCUUCAUAGCUGGUUCCUUUGUGAUGGUGGGAGGGUGUAUGCAUUACAGUAUGUGUAUGUUUGUACAAAUAAGCUCAUGGUGUAAAGUGUAUUGUAUGGUGGGCAUGUGUUCAAGGAAUGCAUUACAAUAAUUCCAUGGUCUGAUUUACUCAUAACCCUAAGCCAUGGUUUGUUUAGCCAAAGUGUGCUUUGUAUUGGGUUAGCAUUCUAUCUGCACACAACAUCCUUGCUUAAUAUUUGGUCAGACCUUCCCCAGAUACUUGCCAACCUAGAGGCAUGAGUAGCUAGUAAGCUUUCAUUGACGCUUUCCCUAAAGAAACCUUUGCUCCUAUCUCUGCCUGGCAGGAAACUCAGGCCAAGGAGUGAGGAGUAGAUGGGAGAAACAUAAACCAAGCUUUGGAGAAACAAGUCAUGGUUUGCUUGUCUUUGAGACAACUUAUGGCUUAUUGAACAAAUCAUGACUUAACAUUAUGGGUAAACACAGCCUUUGCUUCUUUCCUGAGUUUAAUGCAGUGGCUUCAGUAGUUAUUAUUGAAAGUGUGUCAAAUUCAGCCUCAAAGCUAGUUGCCAUGGGUGAAAUAACUUUAAUCAAUCUUGUGAUGUUGAAUGGUCAUUCUUGUGUUUGAUUCUUACAAUGAUGUAAACACAUUGUCUUUGGAAAAGACAUUUUGCAGUGCCUCACUUUCCAGUUUUUCAUAGAAGUGGCUGAUCUCUUCAGAUUAUUUGUGAUGCAACUGCCAGGAUCCAAACUACUGUUUAGGCUCACAUAAGAAAUAGUCACCACCCCAGCCCACCCCCAUGUCUCCUGGAAGGAAUUGCAUGGUAGUUUGGAACCUAGCUAAUUUACUUAAUAAUGUUCUCAACAGAACUUUUUUCCAAUUACUUUAUCUUUUCAAUUGCAGGUGGCAUCAGUUUUUGGAAUUUAUAUUUUAGGAUUGAUUGAUUCAUCCAAACUACAGAAGAUACUUUAUGCACAUAUGGUAAUACUUAGUCUUAAAUUAUUUAGGGUAGAAUCAAUUUCUUAAAGUUACCUACUUCUGAAUCAUGAAUAUAGUGGUAUAUAGUUGGUUUUUUAAAUAAGAAAGCAACUGAAGAAAGAAACUAAAUUGGUUGGAGGCUUAUUCUUAUCAGAAAAUGGUGCUGCAUAUGAUUUUAAGUUCUCACUCCUCUAUUCCACUCAGGUGAAUUAUCCUCCAUCCAAUUAGACAUUUACAUGUGCAGGUCCUAGUUUGUGUUAAAGUUUCUGUGUGCUUUGAUGGGAGAGUGAACCGCCCUGAGACCCCCAGGUAUAGAGCGGUAUAUAAAUUCAGUUAAAACAAAGAGUGGGCAAGCUUGAUGAUCACUCCUAUAUCCCACCAAAUAUACAGAAUAUGUGCUAAGAUUCAUUGUGAACCUGACUCAAGAGAUGACUUUCCACUAUGAAGGGUAAGAAAGACGGAAAAUGAAAAAUGAUGUGAAUUUUCCAAAUACAUCGUAGCUUUCUGAAAAAUUCAAGAGUUACAGCCCUAAGGGUAACACUUUUAUAAGGACAAACAAAUGUCACACAUUAGUGAACAGACAUGUUGAGUUCUCUAGGACACUUCUUCAUACUGGGUAUUCAGCCAGAUCUGUGUAAUACCUUCCUGCACACCUGUAUGAAGAUAUUUUAAAUUGCAGACUUUAGGCAUCUUCAUUUAUUUUUUUUAGCAUGGGGAGAGGGGAGCACUUACAGGUUCAGCAAGGACUGGGGGCCUGUCCCCAACAUCACAUGACUGCCCUAGCCCUGCCCCAAGAUCACUGCACUGAAGAGUAGCCUCCCUGUUUCAGUAGAUUUGGGGCAUUUCCAUCAUGCUCUGCCUUUUCUUCCCCUGGUGGUGGUAAUUUUGCUUGCUAUCCAGCCUAAAGAGUUCAAGAGAACUUGAACAAUUACUUGUGCUAUAUUGUGGCAAUUUAGUUGGCCCGAAUACAUGUAUUACUUCCAUCCCCCCCCCCAAAUGGACAAGCAAGGCUAUCUACAAAUUUUCUGGAAAAUAAUAAUUCCGAAUGUCAUGAUACAAAAAGAGGCCAAAUUCUUUAUUAAAAAAGAAAUAUAAAAGUUUAUAUUUGUAAGUUUUUCAUAAAGGGGGGGGGGGUUGUAGACAAAAAAAUGAAAGUGUGUAUUUGCUUUUUUGCUUAUUUCAGCUUAAGUCCCUUUAAAAUGAAUGAGACAUCUGAGUAGACAUGUAUAGACUUAUAUUGCGUAUCUGCAGCAUGUAACAGCUUAACACUAGAUUCUUUUUCUUUAUUUUCUGACAUGUUAGUUUAGUAUUAAAAAUAAGUAUGGUGCGGUGGGUAGUACAUAAGAGCAAUAUAUUGUCAUAUUUUGCAUAUUCUGAGAGAUUCUCGUAAAAAUUGUUUUAGGAAGCUACGUUAUUGUGAUAAGAAAUAUUUACAAUGAAAUAAAGCUGUUUCAAGAUAGCACCUUUUGUGUCUUAAGAUUUAAUAAAACUUAGUGUUUUCAUAGACACUGCAUCUGUCACAUCCAUUAUUAGCUUAAAGAUUGCAUUAAAAUAUGUUCAAAUGUUUAUAUCCCUUUAGGCAUCACUUGGAGUAUGUUUUGUCCUUAUGUUUGGAAACUCUAUGUUGCUGACAUCAUAUUAUGCUGCCUUUUUGGUAAUUAGUUGGGUAAGUUAGUUAAGGAAUACUCAAGAAUCCUUUUUCGUACUAUACUGAGUUACUGCAAUAAUUUACAAGACGCUUCAUAUAGGCUGGCACGUGGGGUGGGGUGGAGAUACUGGUUAUUUACUUGGAGACAGGAGAUUUUACCAUUUCAGAAAUAAGCUUUAUCCAAAAGGAUGAAUCAUUUUGCAGUGAAUACAUAGAGCCCCUUGUGAGUGUUCCUACUCACUGCGGUUUGGGAACAAAUGCUGUUGUCACAAUGGAUUUGUGUGCCUUGACAUUACAGUGAAUGGGGAAGAACUCAGGUUUUCAAGAGCACUAUAAUAUGCAUCAGAAUUCCACCUUCUGGAUCAGCUUAAUAAACAAGAGGCAAGUCUCAUGCUCUGAAAGCAACUUAAUCUGAAUACAGGCAACUUCUGAGUACCAUAGGUUUGCAGAAAGAAGUAACAUUCCCUUUAUUUGGUGAUAAGAUAAUUAGUGUGAUUAUAUAACUUUUCAUUAUUUAUGAAAGCCAAAAAUAGUGAACUAAAUCAAAAGAAGUAUGCAUGUAGUACAGCUUCAAAAAGAUAACAGAAUGACACUGUAGGGUGGGCCUUUGACAUUCCUGGUUUGUCUUUUUGGAUGAUUGGUUAUGUAUGUUCUUGGAGAAGUGUACGUAUGCUUAGCUCAUUACUUGUUUCCAUUCUGUCUUAUGGUUAUUGGGUUAACAUAUUGCAAAACUGGACGUCCGUGGGUCUGCCUAAGUCCGAUUAUGUGAUGUGCAAAUAGUUUGUGCCAUUGUACAGUAGAAUCUUGCAUAACAGACAGCACAGUAUAUGUUUAAAAAGCAGUAACAAUGGGUUUCAGUGUUCUAUGGAAGUGUAAUGCAAUAAAACCAAUAAUUUCAGUGUCUGGUAUUAACACUUUUACAAUGCUGGUUUUGAGCAUUUUCUAACUUCAUUUUGACUUAUUUAUUGUUUAAUCCUUCUGGACUCCAUUUGAGAGGAGUGUUAUAUAAAUAUUGCUGUUUAAUGAACUAAUUUAAUUAUUUUCAGGGUAUUCUUGAACUGGGUCCUAAAUACAUCCUGAAAAUGUGUAGUAGAAGAGGUAUCAGCGUAUGGGUAAGGAUUGACAUUUUGUGUUAUAAAUAUAUUACCAGCUCUGUUGGUCAGUAGGAUGAUUUGUAGGUGAUAGUUUCCAUUCAAAGCCAGCAUUGCCACAUGUUACUGAAAAGCACCUGGGCCUAGCAGAGAAGGGGCUGGGCUGGGCUGAUGGAAGGCUAUCCCAAGGCCUUGGGGAUCCUUGGCCAGCAGCUGAGUGAUUGAUAGCUGGUUUGGGGGCUGAAUGCGUUUUGUAUUUACAGUGGUACCUCGGGUUACAUACGCUUCAGGUUACAGACUCCGCUAACUCAGAAAUAGUGCUUCAGGUUAAGAACUUUGCUUCAGGAUGAGAACAGAAAUCGUGCUCCGGCGGCGCAGCAGCAGCAGGAGGCCCCAUUAGCUAAAGUGGUGCUUCAGGUUAAGAACAGUUUCAGGUUAAGUACGGACCUCUGGAACGAAUUAAGUACUUAACCCGAGGUACCACUGUAUUAAGGAGAAUAAUUUAUUGGGAGACUGUUGUCCCUUUUAAGCAACUUUUUGGUAAGUUGAAUACCUGAACUUUGCGAAUGUUGUCAGCUCCUGUUUGAUUUGCUAAGGGCUUCUUGAGAGAGAACACUACAUGAAAUAGAUGCAUUGUAGAUCAUUUUGUUUUCUAUAACCUCAUCUUUAUUAUUAACAAGUAAGGCCUGAAUGAAAUGCUGCGCUCUGAGAUUGCUUCAUGCAGCCAUUCACUUCCCUGUUGGCAUUACACGUCGGCUGGGGUGGGGUGUGUUUGUGUGUGACUUUUGCCUUGAAUCCUUGAAUCCAUCACAUAUUGUGAACAACCUCUGUAGGUGGGAAGCCAAAGUAGUAAAUGAAUAGGAGAAGGUCAGAGGACAUUAUAGCCUCCCAUGCUCUAGACGCUGCACGGUCUAGUAUUGCCUGUAAACUCUCCUCGGUUCUAAACCUGUCACCUGUGUGAUGCUGGCAUCACAGCUCUGUAGUUGUACAGUGCAGGUGACUGGCAUUCUGAGGGACAAGUUGGACAGCCCUUUGUGGGCAUUGGUUUCCUCCUGACUUCACUCUCCUCUAAACCUCAAGUAACCGUCUCUGGCAUCUUGGUGGGCUAUAUGCACUUAUUUCUUGCUGUUCUCCUGUAUUCUUGAGAGGUUGCAUGUACAACAGCUAGUUUACUUGUUUAGGGGGAAAGAUUGAUCCUCUUUUGCAGGUGUUUUUUGCCAAAGUGUUUUGUAUACUCCAAUAUGCUUAAUCUUUCCAUGCGUGCAUGGGUAUCUCUGUUUUGGCCACAAAGCCAUCAGCAUAGCCCAUCCAAAUUCAGCAUCAGAGGGAGUGAAUAUUAAAUUUUGCAUGAAAGUAGCAUAAAAAUCUUGACUUCACUUUCACCAAUAGGAAUUGGUUUAAUUUAAAAACUACCAUUUCAGCUCUCACACAACAUAAUAAAAAUUGUAGAUAAGAAUAAGAGAAACAGUUGCAUAAUAAUAUGUAUUUUAAUUAAAGUGCCUCUUGUAUUAAAUGCUGAGUAUUGCUUCUGCUCUUCAGUUGAACCAUGCCUUUCAUUUUACAGGCCAUUGAAGGAUUUUCUUGCUUUUUGGGGACAAUUACCUUGAAGUUCUUGAUGUGCCUAAUAUUUGGAACAGCUGAUGAUGUAAGUUUAAAACUUCCUUGUUUCAUUUGUUCACUGUCAGAAUUCUUCUUGUAUGUCUUCUUCAUCAUAUAGGUCCCAUCUACACUAUACGUUUAAAGCAGUAGCACACCACUUUAACCCCCUCCCCAAGAAUACUGGGAUAUGUAGUUUCUUAAGGGUGCUGAUAAUUGUUUGGAGACCCUAUUCCCUUCACAGAGCUACAGUCCUCAUGGUGGUUUAAAAAUCAGUCUCUCCCUAUAGGGGACUCUGAAAAUUUAUUGACAAUUAAGAGUUACAAACUAUUGAAAAGAAACAUUCAUUGCUGAACACUCAGCAAAACUUUCAAGUAGUGUAGCUGUUUGAUUCUUUUAAUCAAAUAAAAUCUGUCAGGAUGGUAAAGCACUCAGAACCAGACCUUUGGCCAAGGCACAGCCUGACCCCCUCCUUUGGUAAUCCUCACAGAACUCUAGCCCAAUGGUUGCCGUUAAUUCGAUUUGAACUGAUUUUAUAAUGAAUUGAUUAUUUUACUGUUGUUAGCUGCUCUGAGCCUGGCUUUGGCUGGGAAGGGCGGGAUAUAAAUAAUUUAUAAUUAUUAUUAUUAUUAUUAUUAUUAAACAAACACCACCCCAAAUUCUCUCUUUCAUAGAGCAUACAUUUCUGAGCACAAAUUUUGAAUUCUGAACUUUAUAGAGUGUAAAAAUUACAAUCAUCUUCUUGAUGCACCUUAAGAAUUAAACACAUAUAAUCUUCCACUGGAUGCAUCGCAAAUUUCAUCUAAUAAAACUGCAACAUGUCAGUUAUCUGUGGCUUAGUGCAGGGGUUGCCAACGUGGUGCUCAUUGAUAACAUUGUGCCCACGUGUACCUCCUAUGACACUCGCAAAAAGUCUUGGUAAGUAGUUCCUCAGAAUCCCACAAUGUGUGAGAGAGGCUGCUUGCUGUCCUCCACAGUUUCUGUUUGCACUGCCUUGGUUUCUCCUACACUGAACACGCACCCUUCAACAUGCCCACUUUUCAUUGGAUGCUGGGAUUGGACACCCACAGUCCUGUUCUGAACAGAGGAGAGCUGUGAAUAUUUAUCUCUGAGCAAACACAGCAGUGGAUAAUAUAGGUGCAUUUCCCAUUACGUAUGGAGGCAUGUCCACACACUUUUACUAUCCCAUCUCUCUGCCCUUUUAGAUGUGGCAGUCAGUUCGUGUUACACCAUGCCCAAUAGCAGCCAGUUAGUGAUUGGUGCCCAGGGGCACUUCUUUAAAAUUUCAAAUGUGCUCACCCACCCAAAAAGUUGACAGCCCCUCGCCUAGUGUCUACUAUAUGGUCUACAAGUUGUUUAUUCUUAACAUGGCAAAUUAACUGCUGUUCUUUUUCUCAGACAUUUCCAUGAUCUUUUAUUUGUAUUGAACCAAUUUUAAUGUAGCAUAAUCCAACGUUUUGUACUUUCCACUCUAUUUUUUUUUAAAUCUCUGAAAUAAUUCAUUUAACAAACAUUUUCACUGUAAUUUCUUAACAGGCUCAUAUAAGCAACCUGCUGAAGGCAAAAUUUACUGGUUAUAGGGAUUUUCAUACUUCAAUGUACACAUGUGCUGUGGAGUUCGAUUUCAUGGAAAAACAGGUAAUUAAAAAUCAGUGGAUGAAGUAUGGAACACCUUAAUGUUUAUGCAGUUUUUUCUUCCUUAAUCAGAAAAAUAAUGUUUGAUUGGAAAGCUAUUUUUUUUAACAAAUAUAACAAUUCAGGAUUCUUCUAUUGCUUAAUGAAACUGAGUUAGCAGUUGGUAGAACAAAAUAUCUGGAUAAAGUGUCAGUGUCUUGACUUUAUUACAGGCCAUAAUUUAUGUUCAUCAACAGUGAAGGUUGAAAGCUUCGGGGAACAAAUGGAAUCACUGAAAAACAUUAUUCAGAUUAACUGCACAAUAGUUUUGACAAUUUUUCUUGGAUAAAAUAACUUGGGGAGAGGUUCAUUGUGAAAAUCUAGAGUAAGAAUGUCUUAAAAGAAAAUGGUUUUGUAAGAAAAGUUACUGUGCAUAAAAUUUACCACCCAUUGAAACUGUGUUUCAGACUCCAGUAAAGUACAUGAAGACACUUCUACUUCCGGUAGUUCUUGUCGUUUUUUCAGUAAUUGUUAUGAAGGUAAGGUCUUUGCUGUUUUUCAUCUGGUUUACAUUUAGUGUGUAUAGUAUGCUAAAAGGGGGCAAUUAAUACUUAAAUUUGAGUAUGUCUAGCAUGCAUGUAUUUGCACAUACAUACAAAUAGGUACCGCUCCGGCGGGAAGGUAGAAGGCUUUUCCGUGACUGGACCUAAUGGUCAGGAGUCCCUUUACCUUUACCUUUACAAAAAGAGCAGAACAUGUGACCAAAAAGCCAAAUCAAAGUAUAUGAACUUGGAUCUGGGCUUUUCAGCUACAUGUUCCGUUAUAUACCAGACUUAUUUCUUCAGGCAUCUUUAAAGACAUGCAUGUUGAUUACCAAAAAUGAAAAUCUAGUCUACAUAAUCCUGAAGAAGGAAUUGAUAUUAAAAAGAGCAAUUAUUCCAAAGUAUGUAAUUGGAAAAUUAUGUCUGUUAACCUUUGGGAAAUUGUAAUUUUGGCAUAUGACUAAAUCUGCUUUAGAGAAAAGGCUAUUUAAAAUAUGUUCUUGUCUGUUCACAGACAUUUCAACAUGUUGUGUGUCGCAAGGAAUUAUCUGAAAGGUAAAUAAAUUUUGAAAUUAGAGUGCAAAUCCAUUGAAUGAAUUAUUACCUAAAGGACUAUAUGUAAUUGUGCAGCCAGGCUUUGCUCCUAUUGUUUACUUCUAGUCUCCAGUUAGUUUUCCCAUCACUUUGUGGAAUGAAUAUGUACAGCAAGUAAAUGUUUCUUAUGCCUUGUGAACAUGCCAGUAAUCUAGCUGGUUGCAAUUAGUGUGUGUAUAGAGGUCUUGGCCUGUAGUCUUCCAUGCCCUGUAAUUACAUUUUUUAAAGCAGUGAUCCUACUGAAAAUUGGAAAUUAAUGAAAGACUUUUACUGCAGUUCAACAAAUGCAACAGAGCAUCUGUACAUAUGAGUAGCCCCCAGAUUGAUAAAAAUAUAAGUUUACAAAAUAAAUUUAGUAGUAACAGUUUUAUCGUAACUUUGUAAUAACUUAAAGGACUUAGAAAUUAAAAACACUGCAAUAUUUUUAAUUUAGUUUGAUUGUAAACAGAGGAUGUGUUCUAUAAAUAACUAUUUGUAGCAUAAGGCAUAUUGAUUCUAUGCAAUAAACAAAUAACAGUCUUACUGUUCUUUGUUCAGACAGGAGGAUAAUUUCAAUCAUGGGGAGGUAAGGAUCUCAUCCUGCAUGAAUUAUGUUACAACUCUGCUUAUUGAGCUCUCCCUCGAUAAGUUUAGAAAAGUUACCUUCUGUGGGAAAUGGAAGUGCUGAUUUAAGAAAAACAGUGGAGAUAGUGGGAAAUGAUUGCAGAAGUUUAAAUUGGUGGUGCACACCAGGGUUCUUAGAAUUGAAAUUGCAAACAUAGGCCAGUUUCCUUGCUGAGUUGUUUGACGUGGACAAAAACUGCUUGUUUGAUGUGGAUUUACAUCAAACUGUUCUUUUACAUAGGUGUGAAGUGCUAAGUAUCAAAUGACAGGUUUUAACUUUGCCUCCUAUUCCUGCCUCAGAGCUCAGAAAUUUACUUUGGGGCAAGGGCAAAGAGAGAGCGUCCAACAUCUUAAAUCUCCCUGCAGCUUAUUUUUUUCCUGCCCAGGAUUGGGAUUGCCAAUCUUAAAACCUUCAGUGAAAACAUAACACCGCAGGUGUCAAUUCUGAAGGGAAGAAACCCUCCAAGGCCUGCUUUUGGGGGGAAAUGAUGUGCUAUCGGUUUCUGUUGGGGAUUCUGGGACGAAGUCACAGUCCCCAGAGGGAAAAGAUGCUCUGCAGAGGCAUCUAACACCUUCCUGUACUUUGUGGGGAAUUUAUGGAGCAAGUGAAUGUGGUGGUGGUGAUUUAAGAAUAUCAGGAUGAGAAUGGGCCUGGGAACAUGGCUGUGCCCCAAUACUUUGCCCCAGUAUUGCUUGAAUGUUCACAACACCCCUAUUGCAAUGAUUACUCAAAGCAUAUCCACAGUUUACCUUUAAUCACAUGGGCUGUGUGCACACAGAAGAAAUGCAUAAUAUCUUGCAAUUCCUUUCAGUGUAGGAGGACAGGUCCAGGCAGCAAAGGGGGCAUAUUCUUCAUUAAAGUGAAUGAGUAACUCCUUAUACUUCUGGAAGUUCCAUUUACACAUCAGAGUUAUCUUCUCUGAAACUCAUCAGUAUGGGUUAUUUGCAUCCAAAUCAUUGUUGGAUUAGAGUGGUGGUGUGGGAUAAAACCAGAAUGAAAUGGAAUUCAGUUAUUUUAAUAAAUGUACAGAAAAACGCAGCCAUUAAAAUUGAGCUUCAAACUAGUCUCUUCUAUUCCCACGGGGUAUUCAUCUUUCUAAAAUGUUUUGUCUCUCAUUCAUAGUCUUUCUCUCCCCUGCCCCCCAAUGGGUUUAAAUGUAAAAAUAAUGCAGUGCUCCAAGGAGCAUCUAUAUAAAAAGGUAAACUUUCUUUCUUAUAGUUAAUAGGUUUAUGUUCAUAGUUUUGACAGCUCUUUUAAUAAGCAUUAUUUUCUUAUGCCUUUGUGUUUGUUUGUUUGUUUUCAGAUAGUAUACCAUGCACUGCAGCUUAUAUUUUUUACUGUUCUUGCUAUUUUAUUUAUGAGACUAAAGCUGUUUCUGACACCUCAUAUGUGCAUCAUGGCAUCCUUGAUAUGUUCAAAGCAAGUAAGCUACUGUUUUAUUUGUCCGGCUGAUGUAGUAAUUUACUUAAUAUGUUUUACAGAGGGGCUGAUAUAGCAUUUCAGUAUGCCAAAUGUUUAAUAUUUUGAAUUACUUGAUUAUAGAAUUACAAAAAUAUAUAGUUAUUAUUAAAUACACAAUACAGAAAAAACGUGCUAUCAAAAUAUUGUGAGCUGACAGAAAACAUACUGCAUAUGUACAAUAUAAAGGAUAAGAAAUCAAUGGAAACUCGUGUUAGUGACAAUACCUUUGUCUAAUGUUAUCUCUCAACAUAGAUUUGUUCCAGUGGUCAGUACUGAUAUACAUACAGAGCAUCCAUGCCUUAGUCAAUAAAAUGACACAGCCUAGUUAUUUUAAUUUUGAUUGCAUUAACAAGCAAGGAGAUAAACACACUGUGCUACAGUGGAUACUUUUAAUAUCAAUAUUAGAGUUUAUGGUUAUUGUUAAUUUCAGUGGAAAAUGUAUCGUGAACUGAGUUGUCAUGUUUUUCUGUGUAAUUUGUUAAGCUGGUGUUAAGAAAAAAUGGAAAUUUAGAAACUUAAGUUGUAUGUAAAGUUAAAUGGCUUUUAAUUUCUUCUUAUCAGCUGUUUGGAUGGCUGUUUAGCAAAAUCCAGCCUGGAACACUUGUUCUUGCGAUUUUAGCAAUGAUGGCAUUUGAAGGAGUAGCAAACCUUCAAAGAGAAUGGAGCAUUGUGGGAGAAUUUAGCAACUUGCCCCAGGAAGAGCUACUGUUAUGGAUAAAAGAAAAGACCAAACCAGGUAAAACAAACACUUGACCCCCUGCUUUUUUUGUGCUUUUGUGCUUUUUUUUUCAGUAUCUGCUACAGCAUCUAUCAUAAGGCAAGCAGCAAUUUUGUGUCCUGUGUUGAAGAACAGGAUUAUUAUGCUGUUUCCCCCAGUGUUGUGUUUUAUAGUAAGUGACAUAAGAAUGAAAGGACCAGUCUUAAGGUUUCUGUAAUUGUAUUGUUUUAUAGUACAUUAAGACUUGUAUUAAGUAGAGAAUUUGAAGUAUUAUAACUUUAAAAUAUCAAGAACAAUCUAAGAACAAUUAGAGUAUUGGAUGAAAUCUGAUGUAGUUUUAGUUUUGCCACUAAGAAUGAUGUCAUGCCUGAAUGUAUUAAUAUGAAUGUACAUUUUGAGCUCUGAUUUUUAGAAAGUUUAGUCAUCUUUACUUUAUUCUACAUUUUUACAAUACUUUGCCCAAUUGUUUGAUUUUUUAUUUUCUUUUAUAUAUUUCAGAUGCUGUUUUUGCGGGUCCAAUGCCUACAAUGGCAAGUGUAAAAUUGUCUGCUCUUCGGCCUAUUGUGAACCAUCCUCAUUAUGAAGAUGCAGGUUUACGGUAAGAUUUAAACUUCAAAUUUUAAGGCUAGCUAUAUUCUGAUUUACUCAGCAAGGAAAUUGAUGUAACAAGACUUCUAAAAAUUGGGAAUAAGCUGUGCCUUUUGCUCCCUGAAUUAUAUGAGCUGGAGCUUUGUGUGCUGGGAUACUUGGACUUUUGCAGAUUGCAUCUAAAAUGCUGUUUCCACUUUUGAUUAGUGUAAUCUUAUCUCUUUUUUAUGAUUCUGUGAGGUUUUACAGGUGCAGCAUGUACCUUUUUUGCUGAAGCAAACAAUGAAAUGGGUCUGGCUUAUGUUCUUCCAGGUCGUUUGGUUUAUUAUACCAUAUAGAGGUCUCUGGCCCCCUGUGUGCUUUGAAUAUAUUGUUCACAAAUUAUCAUACUCUUGGAUUAAAAAAACAACUGGUUGUCACUGGGUGCUUUAAAUGGGAAGUUGGUGACUGGAGUAUGAUCUAUAGAGAUGGAUCAAAGGUAGUGGUGGACUGAGCAAAUCUUAUUUUGUAUUGUUUGGGAGGAAAGAUUAAAAUACAGGGUUGGAUGAGUUUGAAAUUAGCUGGGUAGUUUCAAAUAAACAUGUUAAUUGAUUUAAUAUAGCAUUAUGUUGUAUUGCUUUUUAAUUGAUUAAAAUAGGAUGAAUAAAAUAUAGUUAUUGGCUUUAGACAGAAGCUUUGCUGUAGAGAGAGAUGAGUAAGUCGGCGAUAAAUUUGUUUCCUUCAGGCAUGCAAGCUCACUAAUCCUGUGGUUUCUUCUGGCUUAAAAUAAAGAGUGUGAGUUGCUAUUGUAUCAACAAGCUGGAGAGCAGGCAGCAGCAAAGGGCAAACUCCUCCUCUAAAAGAAAACAAGGCCUGCCAAAAGACUGCAAAAUAUUCGCAUUCCUCCCAAGGAGGAGAGUCCUUUCAGUUUUGUGGUCCUGCCUUUGAUUUCAAAGCAGUAUCUCCUUGCUAUUAAAGAGAUCCUACUUGGCAAUAGAACUUCACCACCCCUACUUUUUCUUCAGCCUUUUUUGUUCUCCCUAAUGCUUCUAGGAGGGACGCGGGUGGCGCUGUGGGUUAAACCACAGAGCCUAGAACUUGCCAAUCAGAAGGUCGGCGGUUCAAAUCCCCGCUACGGGGUGAGCUCCCGUUGCUUGGUCCCUGCUCCAGCCAACCUAGCAGUUCGAAAGCACGAAGUGCAAGUAGAUAAAUAGGUACUGCUCCGGAGGAAAGGUAAACAGUGUUUCUGUGCGCUGCUCUGGUUUGCCAGAAGCGGCUUAGUCAUGCUGGCCACAUGACCCGGAAGCUGUAUGCCGGCUCCCUUGGCCUAUAGAGCGAGAUGAGCGCCGCAACUCCAGAGUCGGUCACGACUGGACCUAAUGGUCAGGGGUCCCUUUAACUUUACCUAAUGCUUCUAAACAGGUGGGAGAGGGAAGCAUAGUGAGGGAAGGUCUAGUUCUGUUCACCUCAAGAAGCCAAAUGUACAGAGGGGCUGAUAAUCGCUUUCCCCAGAGCGCAUCACAAAGAUCAAGGUGGUGACCAGGACUUUGAUGUUGUCCAGCAAAGCCAACGUCACAUCCAUGGCAAAGGUUCUUGCCCUAUGUAUUUCAGCAGCCCAAAUGACACUUUGGGGCAAUCACUGCUCCCACCAGUUGCCGUGGUCACUUUCCUCCUUUCAGAGUUCUCCAGUAGCUUUGUCAAGCCGUGUGAUGGUAGACCAAGGACUCCAAUCUGCAAAGAGGGACUCCCUUUAGAGAUGCACCAAGAACAAUAGUAACCUCGGGUCUGCAGCGCUGAGGUGGCCAUGGCUCAGUACCCAUGGUACUUUCCCUGCUCCAUUAGAAUCAACAGUUGUGGAAACAGACAAAGCCCCUUUAGCUUUUCUUCAUAAGAGGUGGAACUAGACACUGACAUAGAACUGCAGCUCUAUGUAAGUCUUAGUCUGUGUUAAAGCAACACCAUUCCAGCCUGCUCAUAUGAUUCUUCAGCCUGAGCUUCACACAGAUCUGCCCAGGGUGCUUCCUGUUUGGUCUUAGUCCCUUUGGCAGAACACCAACUCAAAAAGUAAUGCCUCUCCCCACUCAGGAUCUCAUUUGACUGAAACAUGGAAAAUGCAUCUCUGUCACAGAAUAUUUAAAUAACUGAGUGAAUAUCCAUGCUCUCUUGCCUGCUUAAUAUAAUGGAAGUUCAGGGAAAGUCCAUCUUCCCAACCUCAGUUAGCAAUCAGAAGGGCAACAUCAAAACAUUUACCUAUAUUCCAAGGUGGGACAAACACCUACUUAAAAUACCAGCUGGAAAACCCUCCUGUUGAAGAAUGCAUCCCUAGAAGCAAACACAUUGACAUACAAUGUUAGGCCUAUGUGUGUUUUCUUAGUCAUUGUUGUUGAGCCAAAAGUCUGCCCGUUUUGCACCCAGGGUUGGAGCUGUGGUAUUGGGUUUUUUCCUACUAAAGUCGAGUUCUGAACCUGAGAGAGCUCUUCUUCCUGGGAACCAGCACCAGGUUUUUGCUUGGCACUGCCUUCUGCCACAGGAGGAGUUAACCCUUUGCUGUUCCCUGUCCCUUGCCUCUUGACUAAAAAUAAAACUCAUGGUAAGUGAGGCUUUUCACUUUCUGUUCUGACACUUCAGGAAGUAACCACCUUCCUUCCAUUUGGGGUUAGGAUUUGUGCUCCAGAAAUUAUUUCAUAUUUGUUUCUGAUUUGCUGGCAAAUGCUAACUAAAUCAGGUACAGUGGGGCCUCGCAAGACGAAAAGAAUCCGUUUCGCGAGUCUCUUCGUCUUGCAGUUUUUUCGUCUUGCGAAGCAAGCCCAUUAGCGGUUUAGCGGAUUAGCGCUAUUAGCGGCUUAGCGGGCUUAGCGGAUCAGCUGAUUAGCGGCUUAGCGGAUCAGCUGAUUAGCGGCUUAGUGGCUUAACGGAUCAGCUGUUAAGCGGCUUAGCGGAUCAGCUGAUAAGCGGCUUAGCGAUCAGCUGUUAAGCGGCUUAGCGGCUCAGCUGAUAAGCGGCUUAGCGGCUUGGGAAAAAGGGGGAAAGGAAAAAAACCCUGCAGGAACUCGCAAGACAUUUUCGUCUUGCGAAGCAAGCCCAUAGGAAAUUUGUUUUGCGAAGCACCUCCAAAACGGAAAACCCUUUCAUCUAGCGGGUUUUCCGUCUUGCGAGGCAUUCGUCUUGCGGGGCACCACUGUAUUAGCUACCAGUAUGUGCUUUUUCCAUUUCCUUGAGUCCUUAUCUUACUAGUUUUGUUUAUCCUCCUGUGUAUUUUACCACAAAUAUAUAUGUCAGACAUCUCAUGAAGUAUGUUAUUAACUAUAUUUAAAAAAUACACCAGAGUAAAUUAGCUCUCUCCACAAUACCGCAAACAUUCUUUUCCACUUUACUUCAGUGAUGAGCUGUGUAUUGUUUGCUCAAGUUAUAAUUUUUUUCUUGGUUACUUGGUAUAUUUGUAGCUUUCUCUUCCUCCUAGGGCAAGAACGAAAACAGUUUAUUCCAUGUAUAGCCGAAAACCAGCAAAAGAAGUUAAAAGGGAAUUGCUGAAGUUGGGAGUAAAUUACUACAUUUUAGAAGAUUCUUGGUGCCUGAGGAGAUCUAAGUAAGUAAUCAGUAUGUAAGUUUACCUUGAUCAUUUCCUACCAGUGAUCAAGGGGUUCAAGUGCUUUCUUUGCACCGGUUGGCUAGGAGAAAGUGCAGGUGCAGAACUUUGGGACUUUUCUGUGACGUCUUGUCAUGCUGAGGUGGUUUGGGAAUUUGGCCACUCACCUUCUAUAAACCCUGAGACAUUGGUCAACUCUUAUUGGUGGUGUCCACCUUUAGUUUUUGGAAUUUGGGCAGUUGGUGCUAAUGGCUGAAAGUGAUCUUCAAAGCAAUCCUUAAAAUUAGAAUUUUGCUUUUGUAGCCGCUGUGUCAGAUGCAAUAUGAUAUUAUGCUUUUUGUUGCUUCUUAUGUUCUGAAUAUUAAUAAGAUCUACUUGGAUCUCUAAGGAUUUUCUUAAGUUGGUAUGUGCAUCAUUGUGGAACUUUGGAACCUGAGUUUUUGAGGACCCUUAGUAAGGAUUGGUCAUUGAAAUUAGAUGGGUUUUUACAUCAGGGACAGCCAAUGUGGUCAUGCCUGCCCCCUCCUCCUGGUUUUGUUGGGAAUACAGCUCCUGUCUUCCCUGACUUUUGCUGACUGGAGCUAAUGGGGAUGUGAGCCAAAAACACAUAGAGGGCACUACGUUGGCUACCCCUGUCUUGGAUAGAGCUGUGUGUGCUUUAAAUCCUCCUCCUCAUCCCUCGAGUCAUUUUAUAUUGUGACUGCAGACAGAUUCUGAAUGAAGCUACUUGAGCAGCACUGUCAUUGUAAAGUUUCUUGGCAAGGAUGCCAAUUUUCAUAGUAUUUUGCUCUAGAUUCCACUGCAUUGUUUUAAUGUUGGUGUGGAUUUAUUUAUUUUUUGUUUGUUUAAAUAAUUUUUAUUAAGUUUCCUAUUUUAACAAUCCAGUCAAAUCACAUUAAAUGUUCCAAAUUAUCCAAAUACAUAUCAAAUAGUCCAAAUAUUCUGCCUGAAUUAUAAUUAUUUUGUUGGGACUUCCCAUGCUUCAAGUUAGGUUGGGGCUCUGAUCAUCUCAUAUGUCUGCUGCCUUGGAUAGUCUUUCCAAUAGUUCCUUUAAAUCUUCCUGUUGUUAACCUUCCUUCUUUCAUGGCCUCUGAGUUGUUUCCACAAGCGAGUUGAAGUAAGCAAUGAUGUGUUUCUGUAUGGAUUUUAUGUGUAUGACUCUCCGCUGUUGUUGCAGUAUGUCUUACAUGCUGGUGUUUGUGCCAAAUCAAUCCAAAAGUCAUUUCGCUGCCGGCAGACGUCAUCUUCUCUCAGUUCCGAUGAAAUCAAAUCUAGGCGUUUGCUCAUUAAUUUUCCCAGACUGGUUGCAUCAAACAUUAGCCUUUCCAGGGGAGAUUUACCAAAUCAGACUCAAAAUACAGAUAAUGACAUAUUAAGAGCUCACCUCUCCCUAUGAUUAUUUAUAACUCUGCAGCUCAGUCUUAUUCCAUCAUGGCGGAUUUCCAAAUUAAAAAGUGUGUCAUGUCUCCUUCAACAUUCUAGGAACCCAUCCUGUUGGUGUGGAUUUUAAUACAGUGGUACCUCGGGUUACAGACGCUUCAGGUUACAGACUCCGCUAACCCAGAAAUAGUACCUUGGGUUAAGAACUUUGCUUCAGGAUGAGAACAGAAAUCGUGCGGUGGCAGUAGGAGGCCCCAUUAGCUAAAGUGGUACCUCGGGUUAAGAACAGUUUCAGGUUAAGUAUGGACCUCCGGAAUGAAUUAAAUUCUUAACCCAAGGUACCACUGUAGUAUGGAUCCUAAGAAAGGUUGUGGAUGAAAAGUUUCCCAUCACCCCCUCUCCCCAGCAGGAAUCUGCACACUUGAUAAAGCCUCUCCUGAGGGUCGGGACCCUGCCUAAGCUGUGUAAAAUGGUGUCUAAUUUUGGCCUAGAUCCUAAAUUGACUAGUUCACGGAAUGAAAGUUUCCUAGUUGCAUCCCACAUUGUUCAGGAGGGACCCCAACCCUUAGGAGAGGCUUUAGAGGAGGGAUAGUGGGGUUUUAGGAUUAAAGUGAUUUAGUAAGUCAAAAAGUGUCAUGGGGGAAAGUAUCAGCUUUGUUGUCAGUAAAAUAAUUACACUUGAUCAGUGUUGUUCUUCCGCCAUUCACUCAAAUGAUGUGUGUCCUGUUUGCUGACAAUAUUUAAAUACUUUUUAGGCCCGGCUGCAGCAUGCCAGAAAUCUGGGAUAUAGAAGAUACUGCCAAUGCUGGAAAAGUUCCCUUAUGUACCCUCAUGAGCAUGGAUUCCAGGCCAUACUUCAGAACGGUGUUCAACAACAAUAUAUACAAAGUAUUAGAAGUUACCCGGGAAUGACUCUUCAGUGCAACGCAUUUUCUGACAGUAUAUGUAUUUUUUAAACUGGCAACUAAGUAAAAGAGAGCUCUCAAUUCAGAGUCCAUUAAAACCAACAGGACUUUUGACAUUCAUUUUAAUGGAUUGCACCAUUAGACAUAGGCUGCGUUCCAGAGAAUUCUAUGCUCAGGAAGUUCCUUUGUCAGUUGUAGCAACCAAAGCUUUGUGCCUACAUAGGCUCUAUCCCUUUUUCAUAUUUUAAACCGUGUAGCUGCAUAUAGGGCUACUUCAUUGGAUCAGCCUUAAAUGGUGAGUCCAGUUAUAUUUAUUUGGAAAUACAUUCCAUUGAUGUAAAUGAUAACGGCUUCUAAAUAAAUAUGUUCAGAAUUGGAAGCGCUAGGGUGCCAGGAGUACAGUAUACUGCAGGGAAUACUAGACCUUUACAAUGAGGACAUUUUUAAAAUAUUCUCAGUCGUAGACUUGGGUCAGUUCUUUAAAAUUUGCUAUGCAAAUGUUUAUGUGUUCAAACAUUUUUAAAUAAAUACUGAUCCAAAGCAAGUGAGCAAAAAUGGCUGUGGAAAAGUAUGCCAGGUUUCAAAAUCAGUGAAAUUGCAGAGGCAGAUGAUCUUUCCUAGUAUAGUCAGUGCAUCUUUCAACCCGAAAUAGCUAGGAAGGCGCAGCAUUCCAUACACAGUCGCCACAUUAUAUUGCUAACCCCAUUCCCCCAGCAUGCAUCUCAUAUUGCACCUUUUAUGAAUAUGUAUAUUUUUUGUGAAGGAAUUGGAUAGUUUCCACUAUCUCAUUUAUGUGCAAGUGGCUGUUUUUAUGAAAACCGAUGAAAAAUCCCCAGUGUUUUAGGUCAUUUUAGAGCUAGGUAAUAUAUUUUAAGUUUUUGUUCUACAUGGAAAUUAUUCUGAAUAACUUUGAAUUUCAUGUUUUAGAUGGCAAAUGUGCACAAUCCACAAUCUUCAGCCUUCUUUUUAAAGUAGUUGCUAAAAUCAGGCCAAUGAAACUAAUUUUAGUAAGCAGUAUUUUUGCUACCAGCUGUUGAAAUGGUUUAUCACCAAAGUAGACAAAACUUAACAAAUUUUGCACAUAUGAAAUAUUAACAAGGAAAAAGUUUUCAGGGUUUAGAAAAAUCUUUUUAUGCUUUGGCCUUAAUUUAGUAAUAGAACAUAUUUUGCCUACCUUGUAGAAAGAAAGUCUAAAUUGAUAGGAAAUAACAUUCCCUGAGAAACAAAAUGUAACCACUAGAGCAAUGUAAAAUAAAUGGAAAUAAACUCAUUUCAAUUUUUGUGGCUCUUUUAUACAUCUUAGAAUAGUUAAUUUAUGUAAAAGUAAAACUAAUAGUUUGACAAAUAUUAAAUAAACUACAACAGUAUUUUUGCCAUUUUUUAAAAAACUGCCACGUAUUUUGAUUUCUGCUUUUAGUGAGAUUCUGAUGAUGAUGCACAGCUCCACUUCAGGCAGGAAUUCACUUUUUCAUUGGUAGAGCAAGAUUGUCAUAUGCGAGAGGUGGGGGAACACUCUGCCAAAAAGGCAAUAUGAAUUCUGUUUAUGCAACAGCUACUAAAAAACAUUGCAAAUCAUCUAGAUAAGGAAGCAUCUGGAAAACUGUUUCUUCAGCUCUCUGUUGAAUUUUAACUUCUGUACUGCAGGCACAGCUUUGUCUGUGACUUAAAUGUAGUAAAUUCUGCAGCAAGAAGCAUAAUUUAUUACAUAGACUAUUAAAGUGGAUUUCAGGAUAGUGAUAUAAGAGGGAUUAGCCAUAUUUUGGUUGUGUCUCAUAUUGAUUAAAAUGAGGAGAGCUAAAGAAACGGUUUUAAUUGAUUUUUUUAAAAAAACACAACCUCAUUUUGUUUCCUAUUUGUUAAGACAACCACUAAUGAGGAUUGGGCUGUGGAAAAUUAACAUUCAAGAAGAUGUCUUUUGUAAUUAUAUUACAGCACAAAAAUACUGUAUUUUUAUGCAUUUUAUGCCAAUUGUUGAUGUUCGUGGUUAAAAUAAAAGCUUUGUUCAUAUUUGUGCUUCUGUGUAAUAAUUUCUGGAAAACUUUAUUGUUGGAACUUUUGGUCAGCAAGUAUUUAUAAAAUGGCAUCAGUUAGCCUUAAGUUUCUUUUUAAAAGCUGCAAUUCCACCAUUGUUUUUAGGCAUCAAUUUAUAAAUCAAAUAUCCAUAAAUAAAUAUUCAGUACUAUAAGAAUGUUAUUGGGUGUAACCAGACCAUGCCUGCAAGUGUCUUGGAAGGUGACUACCACAUAUUAAACUAAAAGUGACAGGACCCUCGUCGCCUUUUCACCAGAAGUCCCACCUUUUGAUAUGAAGUAGUGUAAAGUUUAUAUUGCCUUUUUUUUAGGGUAUUGCGUUUUGGUACCCCCAAACUGAUGGAAGAGGUUUUGAGUCCCUCUAAAGAAUGGUGUGAUUCCAAGAGCAUCCUGAUAACAGAAAAGUUUGUUUGGGGACCGAUCCUCCCCUUUAUCCCUGAUGCUAAGACAGAUGUUUUGGGUCAGAAUGAAUAUGUUUGGACACAGAAUAAAAAAAAGGUUCUCUGUGGGUUCUUCCAGCUUCAAAAUGACUCAAGCCAUCAGCCAUUUCCUGCCCCUUCUCAAUACUGCUUUUUAUUUCCUCCAAGCCAGCGAGAACAGCCUUACAGUUGGUUUUCUGGCAACAAAGGAGACUGGCUGUGAUAUACUUGGUUUGAUGUGAUGGUAGGGACAGAGUGGGUGGAUUGAGAACAGGGGCAAUGGUGACAUCUUGAAUUAGCAUUCCAUUUGCUGACUUGCUAACCGAUUCAGUUCCACCAUGAAGCUCAGUUUCCCUGCAUCACAGCUAAAGAACACCAUGUGAAUCUCAUAAUGUUCAUGUACCACCAUCCCAACAUUCACUCACCUGAAACUGGCUGUGUUUAAAGUCUGGGGCUGAAGAAAAUGUCAAUCAGUCCAUUAUAUAGUUGUAUCUGAAAUUUCAUGCAUAUCAGUUAAUAUCUUGACGCUGCUCCACUGAAUUGAAAUUUCAGCCUUCAUGACAUAGGAAAACGGCCAAGUAAACAGCUAUUUUCGUGGAGGAGUGUCAAGACAUUACCUGAUACGCAUGAAACUUCAGAUAUAGCUAUAUAAUCCCUAAUGUAGUAAGAUAAGACCUUGUAUACACGGUCUACACUGCUAAGUUGGUGACGCUUGGCUACUGAAGGAAUUUGCAAUACUUGCAGUAUAAUAUCAAAUUAUAGCCAAUCGAGUAUUUAAGGAGGCAAACAUACUGGCGAAGCAUGAUAACCCCUCUGGUGGAAUGCUUGGCACCUGAUCUUCGUAGAGCAAAUACAAAAGAUCUAACUGUUCUUCUGUUAUUCAAUAUGAUUGUAUAGACUUUCCUAAAGAAAUGAUUAAUUUUCCACUGUGGGUUUCCAUUCAGGUGGCCUGUGGUUUGCCUGCAUCAAAUAUUCACAUUGAUUUUUAACUCUCUUUUUUGCCUUUUAUUUCUUGUACUGUAUUUUAGUGCAUUACAAUUUUGAAUUCCAGGGAAACUACAAUUAAAAACCUGUACGGCAUCCAGCACAGUGCAUCACAAUUGCUAUCACAGGUAGGAAGCUCACUAUGAGCUCUCCCAAGACCCCAAGCAAUUCUCAAAUGUUCUGUGGGCAGGGGAGCGGCAGGAGUUGGGGAGCCACUGUUUGCCAGCAAAGUUUUAUUUAUUUAUUUUUUAAUAUAAUAUUUAUUGGUUUUAC